GGGUCUAAAGAUGGCGUCCGCCGUGCUGAAGGUUGCAGUGGCAGGUCUCUCCAGAUGUUCCCGUCUGCCACUCCUGAGGACUUAUUCAAUGACAUCACCCCUCCACCAGGGCGUUCCCUCAUCUCUGUGGAAGCUGGGGAGGCUGAACCACAUUGCGAUCGCUGUCCCUGACAUGGAGAAGGCCACGGCUCUGUAUCGGGACGUGCUCGGGGCCACAGUGAGCGACCAGGUGCCCCUGCCCGAGCACGGCGUCUCCACGGUGUUUGUGGAGCUCGGCAACACAAAGCUGGAGCUGCUCCAUCCUCUGGGGGAGAAGAGCCCCAUCGCUGGCUUCUUACAAAAGAACAAGUCUGGAGGGAUGCACCACAUUUGUAUCGAGGUGGACAACAUCAACGCUGCGAUAGCCGACCUGAAAGCUAAGAACAUCCGAACUCUGUCAGCAGAGCCCAGGAUAGGUGCUCAUGGAAAACCUGUGAUGUUUCUUCAUCCUAAAGACUGUGAUGGCGUUCUGGUGGAGCUGGAGGAAGCGUGAAAGCCUCAAUAUGACCGGGACUGUGGUCGCUGUUAAUUCACCUUCACAUAUUCCAGAUGAUUCCGAUUAUUAGCAAAUGUUGAUUUUGUAGUAUUGUUCAUCGUAGCACUUAAGUUUUGAACUUCUCAUUUCAGAAAGGUACCUCACUGUUGUUCAGAAUGGGAAUAAACUACAGAAUGGUGUGUUA
Molecule: messenger RNA, 719 nt
Organism: Limanda limanda (common dab)
Lineage: Eukaryota; Metazoa; Chordata; Actinopteri; Pleuronectiformes; Pleuronectidae
Gene: mcee
Product: methylmalonyl CoA epimerase
Exons: 3
Coding region: 11-532 (173 amino acids)
Biological process (GO): L-methylmalonyl-CoA metabolic process
Cellular component (GO): mitochondrion
Molecular function (GO): methylmalonyl-CoA epimerase activity
Source: RefSeq, a predicted model, not a curated record